Messenger RNA from Dissoconium aciculare CBS 342.82, 783 nucleotides. RefSeq names its product glutathione S-transferase protein-like protein. Gene Ontology annotation, biological process: glutathione metabolic process. The transcript has a single exon. NCBI's taxonomy places the organism in Eukaryota, Fungi, Ascomycota, Dothideomycetes, Mycosphaerellales, Dissoconiaceae. The record is from RefSeq and is a predicted model, not a curated record. The coding region runs from base 1 to 783 and encodes 260 amino acids. Gene Ontology annotation, molecular function: glutathione transferase activity.
AUGGCACAAUCAUCCCAACCACAGUACGAAUUGCUCUACCAUCCCGUCAUCCCCGGUCGAGGCGAAUUCAUCAGACUCGCCUUCGAAGCCGCAAAAGUCCCAUACACAGAUGUCGCCAACACAGAGAAAGAUGGCUACAGUACGGUCCAACAGAUCUGCAUGAGCCAAAACACGCAGAGCGAGGGCAGCAAUCCUCCCGUAUUCGCUCCACCAGCACUUCGGGUCGCUGGCGCUGGCAAAGACGCUCGCUCGCUGGUGAUUCACCAAACUCCAACAAUCUUGCUCUAUCUCGGACCACGACUUGGACUCGUACCGGGUGAUGAGGUCGGUCGUCUGUAUGUCAGCCAGCUGACGCUCACCGCGCUAGACCUGAACAACGAAGUCCACGACACGCACCACCCCAUCGCGUCGAGCAAAUACUACGAGGAUCAAAAGGAGGAAUCUCUGCUCAAAAGUCAAGAUUUGCGGGAAAAUCGUCUCCCGAAGUACUUUUCGCAUUUCGAACGUACGCUGAAGGGGAAUCACGACGACGGGAAAGGCCGAUAUCUGGUGGGCGGAAAGCUCACCUACGCAGAUCUUACUGUGUGGCAAGUCCUCGACGGACUCUUUUUCGCGUUUCCGAAGGAACUGCAGGCCAGAAAGGGAGAAUUCCCUGAUUUGCUGGAGACUUUUUACGGCAGUGUCAAGGAGGAGGGAGGGAUCAAGGAGUAUUUGUCGAGCUCGAGGAGGUUGCCGUAUAGUCAGGGUGUCUUCCGUCACUACCCAGAGCUGGACAGGCAGUGA